ACCGGCCCAGGAGGGAGGCGGCCGGAGCAAGAUGGCGGCGCGAGUGCUGCUGCGGUGGAGCCCGGCGGGAGCGGGCGCCGUGCCGCGUCUCCCGCCCGGCGGCAGCCUGGCCGUCAGGUGAGCCUUGGGGGGUCGAGGCGGGCGGGAGAGGGCGGCCGAGGGAGGCGGGAGAGGGAGCAGCCGCCGCCCGCGCGGACCCCUUCCCCCCACACACGCAGUCUCCCCUCUCCCGCCUGGAAAUGGCGCCCCGCUCGCGCCGCGGCUGAAGGGCCGGAGCCGGGCCCGCCGCUUUCUGUGGGGCGGGGAGUGCGGCCGCUGGGGCGUCCCUCAAGGUCACGGGCACCGAGGCCAGCCCCCUCCCCCGAGUCCGCCCAGGGGUGGGGAUGGCGGGCGCCCACCCCCCACGCGUCGGGAUCGCGGCCAGCGCGGCGUCGGGCCUUCGCGGCGGCGGCGCGUCCCCGGCCCGGCUGCUGUCCCGCACCGCGUCUGCCCGCCCUCACCGCUCCCAGCGCCCGGGCUGUGGCGCCGCCCCGCCUUCCUGCUGCAGGCGCAGCGCACGGCCACAUCGGGGGAUGGUAUCUUCAGCUAGCAGACCUCGUGAAGACAGUUGGUUAAAAUCGCUAUUUGUUCGCAAAGUCGAUCCAAGGAAAGAUGCUCACUCCAACCUUCUAGCCAAAAGAGAGACCAGCAGUCUGUAUAAACUACAGAUUCACAAUGUAAAACCAGAAUGCCUAGAGGCCUACAACAAGCUUUGUCAAGAGGUGCUGCCAAAGAUUCAUGAAGAAAAACACUACCCAUGUGCACUGGUGGGGACUUGGAACACGUGGUACGGAGAGCAAGAUCAGGCUGUUCAUCUGUGGAGGUAUGAGGGAGGCUAUCCAGCUCUCAAUGAGGUCAUGAGUAAACUCCGUCAAAAUAAGGAGUUCACAGAGUUUCGCAAAGAAAGAGGUAACAUGCUUCUGUCUCGCAAGAACCAAUUACUGUUGGAAUUCAGCUUCUGGAAUGAACCUGUUCCCAGAGAGGGGCCGAAUAUUUAUGAACUGAGAUCCUAUCAACUUAGACCUGGAACUAUGAUUGAGUGGGGAAAUUACUGGGCCCGUGCAAUUCGUUUCCGACAAGACAGUAAUGAAGCAGUUGGAGGAUUUUUCUCACAAAUUGGACAGCUGUAUAUGGUUCAUCACCUUUGGGCUUACAAAGAUCUCCAGACCAGAGAAGAUAUAAGGAAUGCUGCGUGGCAUAAACCUGGCUGGGAUGAGCUAGUCUAUUACACAGUGCCCCUUAUUCAGGAAAUGGAGUCCAGAAUCAUGAUACCAUUGAAGAUUUCUCCACUUCAGUAAAGUCAUUGAUUUACUUGUGCCUACAUAGAUAAAGUGACAAGUAUUUGUCUUAAUUAAUUUAUGGUAUACAUUGUAUAUCAUAGUCAAAAAUAUAAAAGUACUGUAUUGAGCUUAUAAAGGAGACCUCUUUUCUUCAGAAUCUAAUGACCUUUUGCUCUUGGGAUUGUACCAGAAAAAAAAAAAUACAGGACUGUAGCUAAAAGGUUGGGUAAUUGUAAAGAAACUCCUCAGGUUAAGUGUGGCAUUCGGUAUUUAAUAUCUCCUUCUAGAUAGAAGAUGCCUGGUGUUCACAACAGCAAUAGGAUGGAGUGUUAUAGUUGCUGUGGCCUUCGUGUAGCAUUUAUAAUGACUGCAGAUUGCAAAAACAAAUGGGGAAGUUCUGAAAUCGGGAGCUUUGAAACCCUCAGGCAGCUCACCUAGCUUUCUAGCAGGGCUGAAAUCAGUAAGUAGCUCUAAAUUUAUGAAUAGACGGUUAUUAAUUGAGGAUCAUAUUACCUGUCAGGUGAUAGCUUAUGGACAGAGAAUAGGGCAUUCUGUUUCGCAAGGAUGGUGAAACUUGUUGAAACUUAACUACACGUUUUUCUAGAUAUCAACAUCUGGAAUUAAUUUUGUGAAAUUAUUUAGAGCCCUUUUUAAAAAGUAUGACCCACUGUUUUCAAAGAGAUACUGGCAUGACAUGAGCGUCUGGACAUUCUGCAGAGAAUCAAUUUCAGCAAAAUACAUUUAUCUCUAGAUAUAACUCAGAAAUCUAGGAAAAGGGGUUUUAUUUAAUAAGCAGUCAUGACUUCAGACAUAUGCUUGGUCAGGUGUUUCACUAACUGUACAGUAGGUACUUAAGAAUUAAUGUGUGAAACUGGUGCAUGUUGAGCCAAUAGGAUUGGCACAGAGCAGUGUACCAUUAUGUCCAGUUCUUUUUUGGUUUCACUUUUAGACUAGGAAAUAUCAACACUUUUAGUGUCUGCGAUGAUGUGAACAUCCUGUAAGUGAAAAUAAUGUUCUCUCUUCAAAGUGGCUGCAAGAAUCAGUGUAACAUAGAGAAUGUACAAAUCAGUUACUGAAUGUCCAAUUUGUACAUUUCAGUGAGUUUCAGGAAAAACAUCAGUCAAUAAAAUCCUUUUAAUUUUCACAUA
Molecule: messenger RNA, 2467 nt
Organism: Gallus gallus (chicken)
Lineage: Eukaryota; Metazoa; Chordata; Aves; Galliformes; Phasianidae
Gene: NIPSNAP2
Product: nipsnap homolog 2
Exons: 10
Coding region: 384-1337 (317 amino acids)
Cellular component (GO): mitochondrion
Source: RefSeq, a predicted model, not a curated record